This is a messenger RNA of Ictalurus furcatus (blue catfish), 1532 nucleotides long. RefSeq names its product UDP glucuronosyltransferase 5 family, polypeptide E1 (gene ugt5e1). The record is from RefSeq and is a predicted model, not a curated record. Lineage: Eukaryota; Metazoa; Chordata; Actinopteri; Siluriformes; Ictaluridae. Gene Ontology annotation, molecular function: UDP-glycosyltransferase activity.
CAAAUCUCUUCCCAUUUGACUAUUUUAACUUUGUUAUAUGUAUUACUACAAAUCUUUGACCAUCCAGGUCACUCAGUCAAACUCUCUGGAGAAUCCAGAGCUCAUGGUGAAGUUCUUGCAAAGGAACAUUGACCUACAAAGACGUGAAGGAUUGCUUCUCUCCUUUGAUGCCGUACGAGAGAUACUUACCUUGCUGAAGAAAAAUCACAGGAUGAGUGCUGAGAUGAUGAAGAUCCUUUCAGAAGAUAAAAAAAAAAAGCAUCGGGACUCCAGAUACGAUUUGAUCCUGACUGAUCCUGUAUGCAAUGGCGGAGUCGUGUUGGGGUCAUACCUGGGCCUUCCAAUGGUGUUCAGCGUUCACUUGAUAAACCACUUUGCAAUCGCACCAUCACCUCUUUCCUACGUCCCAACAACUGGAUCCCUAAACAGAGAUCAAACGAGCUUCACGGACAGACUGAAGAACAUCCUGCAUUAUAGUAUUUCAAUGCAUGUUGACCAUGCCAUUACUAGACCUCAGUACCAGAAUGUCAUCAGAGAGUUUAAGGAUCCAGAAGCUAACAUCUACUCCCUCAUGCAAUGCGCCAAUCUGCGGCUCACGAUGCCAAACGUGGUCUACGUCGAGGGAUCUCAACGCAAGCCCUCCAAUCCUUUACCUGAUAAACCGGAGAUCACGCAGAGUUCAGGAGAACAUGGAGUAAUCAUCAUGUCUUUGGGAACGCUGAUUGGACGCACGGGUUCUGAAAUAUCAGAGAUCUCCUCUUCCGCUUUCGCUCGUCUACGGCACAAGGUUGUGCGGAGACACCUCGGACCAAAACCUUCCACCUUGGGUAACGCUACACUGAUUUCAUUCCCACAAAACGACCUUCUCGGACAUCCGAAAACGAAGGUUCUCCUAACGCACGGAGGAACAAACGGUAUCUACGAGGCCAUCUAUCACGGCGUUCCGACGCUGGGAAUACCCGAUCAGUCUGACAACACGGUACGCUUGAAAGCCAACGGCAUAGCUGAAGCUUCGGAGGUCACGGCCCUGGACACGGAUACGCUAACUCAUCCUCUGAGAAACAUCUUGGAGGAUAAACAGCUGUACAGAAAGAACAUUGGCAGGAUUACAGAAAUACAGAUGAAACCGAUAAACAGUGCCACCUUCUGGUUGGAGUACGUCAUGAGGCAUAAAGCUGCAGUACAUUUGUGUACCAAGUCCUACAAAAAGUCCAUUUUAGUAAAACAAAACUGGAGUACACUGGGCUUAUGUUUAAAUCGAGCAGGUUUUCCCAGAUACAGAUGAUUUAUUCCGUCUUAAUGAAACAAAAACAUUCUCCACACACAUUGAUUUAUUUUCCUCAGGCACAAUCAUUUUAUACACGGCUGUCGAUCGGGGUUGCGUAGGCACCGGUACUCGCACCCGAAUGUUCCACCUAUGACUUCACAGUGCAUUAAAAGUUGAAGGAUCAUUGUGCAUGAAAUACUCACUCACUCACUCACUCACUCAGUCACGGUGCUGCAGACUUAUGCAUUUUCUAUAUGAAGAGAAA